ACAGGCGCAGGAGAAAAUAUUUUGGCAGUGGGUGCAGUGGGUGGGACUGAGAGGGGGAAAGCAAGUAAAUAAUCGAGUGAUCGAGCUGGACAGGAGAGAGAGAACGGGCCGGGGUGACUGAAGAGAGGAGAGCGGAAGACUCGGUGUCCACUCUGAGAUUCUUCAUAUUUCCUUCUCUUGUUCUUAUUCUGUACUGCUCUUGUUCCUUCAUUCUUAAAGCAACUUCUCUCUCUCUCUCUCCUUCUCUCACUCUCUCUCUCUCUCUCUCUUUCUCUCUAACCCUCUGUCCCUUAUGGCUACUCCUGCCUCACCUCUGGAGGACGACUUGUCGUGCAGCGUGUGCUGCGACAUCUUCCGGGAGCCCGUGUUGCUGGGCUGUGGACACAGCUUCUGCCGGGAGUGCCUUAGCCGCCACUGGAGCUCCAGCAAUGGCCGCCGUUGCCCCGUCUGCCGACGCUCCUCACCCCAGCCACCCCUCCUCAACAUCAGCCUCAGGAGCACCUGCGAGUCCUUCCUGCAACAGCAGCAGCAGCAGCAGCAGAAAGAUGCCAACGAGGCCCAGAAGAGGAAGAAAGAGGAAGAUGAGGAGGAAGAAGAGAAGAAAGAGGAGAGGGCCAGGCUGUGUCCUGAGCACGGUCAGAGGCUGGCGUUCUUCUGUGAGAAGGAACAGCAGCUCGUCUGCUCACAGUGCAAGAAGAAUGGACACAGAGGCCACCGCGUCCUGUCCGUGCAGAAAGCAGUGAAGGAGCGCCAGGCAAAACUGUCAACAGCAAUGACACCACUGAAACAGAGACUGGAUUUGCUCACAAGUGGCACCACUCAAAGCACCUAUGGCAUGAAGGAUAUUAAGAGCCAAACUGAGGACACAGAGAGGAAGAUCAAGAAGGACUUUGAGGAGCUCCAUAAGUUCCUAUUGGACGAGGAGGCGUCCAGACUGAGCGCGCUCACACAGGAGGCGGAGUCCUGCAGCACAGUCAGGAAGGCGAAGACGAGCAGACAGAUUGGCAACCUCUCACAGAAACUCAAAGACCUGGAGGACAAGAUGGAGGCAAAAGAUGCCAUCGGCUUCCUGCAGAACUUUGACUCUAUCCUAAAGCAAGCCCAGACUCCAGAGCCAGAAGAUGACUUCCCAUCCUUGUCAGGCGUUCCAGCUCUGAAUUUCACAGAGUCCCAGUUGAGUAUCGAUGUGGCCAGACACCUGGGGAAUCUGAAAUUCAGAGUCUGGGAGAGGAUGAGGAGUAGAGCACCAUACUACCCGGUGACCCUUGACCCAAAUGCCCACCUCUGCUUCCUGUCUCUGACGGACGACCUGGCCAGUGUCAGCAGGGUGGACAAAGAGUGGUGCCUCUGUCCGGUGCCGGGGUCAGAGGGCAUCGCCGACGACAACUUCCACUCCUGGGACGUCGACGUGGGAGAUGAGAAUGCAGAGUGGAUGCUGGGAGUGAUGACUCACCGAUUCAUACACGGCCUCCUUCCUGUUUGUCCAGAGAUGGGCUUCUGGGCCAUCCAGAGAUCAGGUGGUGAGUUCCAGGCCCUGACUGCCGUCACAUCCGUGACUGGGCUGCACUUGACCAGCAGACCCCGUGUGGUGCGGGUGCAGCUAUGGCGACCUUUCACCCUGAGGGCUCUGCCCACCCGGAGGGUAAGGUUUCUGGACGCCCAGAGUGGCACAGAGAUUUUCCGGUACGACGGCGUCCCGUGCCAGGUGCCCGUCUACCCGUUCCUCUUCCCCACUAAGAUGCCGUCCGCGCUCAGGCUGAUGCCAACGGAGGUGACCGUGCUGGUGAAAGAGGAGGCGAGCUUCAUGCAGAAACAUGCCAACACAUUCACCACCGUUGCCACCACAUACAAGACCGUUGCCACCACCACACGCGCGACCUUUGAGUUCAUGGCUUUUAUCGCCUUUUUUGCCUAUCUCCUCUAUGCCGUCUCUUCACAAGCGCUCAGCUCCCAGACAUAGUAUGACGUUUGAGUUUGAGGUCACAGUCUCCAAUUCAGCUGAGGCUCAACAGAUUUUUUUUUUAAUAGUGCAGUAAUAGUGCAACAAAUAUACAGUGCUAUGAUCAUCCAACUAAUUUUAAUAUAAGACAUAGGCGAGUAAACAUAAAAUGCAGCUUUUAAAGUUUGAGUGUGAGGUCACAAUUUCCGUUCAUCAUCAAGGUCACACGUGAUGUGUGCGUCCAUAUGGUGACAAGAUGUUUAUUACCUCCGCCAAGGACGUUAUGUUUUCAUCAGGGUCUGUUUGUUUGUCUGGUUUUUUGUUAGCAAGGUAAUUCAAAAACACAUGGAUGGAUUUCGAUGCAAUUUUCAGGAAAAGUCCAAAAGGACCCAAGGAAGAAAUGUUGUGAUCAGAAGAAAUGUGAUCCGGAUCAACCACAAACGUGGGGGGAGGUCUGCGCUCUCGGAGUACUUUUGGUACUUGGAAUUUUUCUGAACAAAUCUCUCGUGCCCAUGAUUCAUCCUAUUUCAUUUUUGUUUUAAAUAAAGUGAUUCAAAAACUUC
Sardina pilchardus (European sardine) is the source of this 2502-nucleotide messenger RNA. Its product is annotated as E3 ubiquitin-protein ligase TRIM35-like. Gene Ontology annotation, molecular function: ubiquitin protein ligase activity; zinc ion binding. NCBI's taxonomy places the organism in Eukaryota, Metazoa, Chordata, Actinopteri, Clupeiformes, Clupeidae. The transcript is spliced from 8 exons. The coding region runs from base 293 to 1960 and encodes 555 amino acids. Gene Ontology annotation, biological process: protein ubiquitination. The record is from RefSeq and is a predicted model, not a curated record. Gene Ontology annotation, cellular component: cytoplasm.